ACAAAUAUUUUAUUUUGCCACAAGCGGCCUUAUAACAGGAAGAGGUUCCGCCAUAUUCACAAGAAGAUAAAGGGGAGGAACUCAAAUUUAUCAAAAUGGCAGGGAAUACUGGGAUGGAACAUCUCAUCCCAAUUGUCAACAAACUCCAAGAUGCGUUUGCUUCUCUAGGCCUUCCAUUGUCGCUAGAUUUACCCCAAAUUGCCGUCGUCGGUAGCCAGAGCGCUGGGAAGUCCAGUGUACUUGAGAAUUUUGUAGGAAGGGAUUUUCUGCCUAGAGGAAGUGGUAUAGUCACAAGGAGACCUCUAGUGCUACAGCUUAUUAAUGCCACAACAGAAUAUGCUGAGUUUAUCCACUGCAAGGGAAAGAAAUUCACAGAUUUUGAUGCUGUCAGGAGAGAGAUUGAGGAUGAGACAGAUCGGGUGACAGGGAAAAAUAAAGGCAUCUCCAACAUCCCCAUUAACCUCAGGGUUUAUUCCCCUCAUGUGUUAAACCUGACACUGAUCGACUUGCCUGGGAUGACCAAGGUGCCGGUGGGGGACCAGCCACAGGACAUUGAGACCUUAAUACGCAGCAUGCUGCUGGAGUUCAUUACCCCGGAGAACACCCUGAUUCUGGCAGUGUCACCAGCCAACAGUGACUUGGCCAACUCAGAUGCUCUGAAGAUUGCCAAAGAAGUUGACCCUCAGGGUCUGAGAACAAUAGGAGUUAUUACCAAACUAGACUUGAUGGAUGAAGGCACUGAUGCCAGAGACAUCUUGGAAAAUAAAUUGUUACCAUUAAGAAGAGGUUACAUUGGUAUAGUAAACAGAAGUCAGAAGGACAUAGAAGGCAGAAAAGACAUCAGGGCAGCCAUUGCUGCAGAGAGAAAAUUCUUUCUCAGCCACCCAUCCUACAGACAUGUGGCUGACAGGAUGGGGAGUCCAUACUUACAGAGAAUCCUGAAUCAACAACUUACCAAUCACAUCCGUGACACUCUCCCUGCACUCCGUAACAAGCUCCAGUCCCAGCUGCUCUCUAUGGAGAAGGAAGUGGAGGAGUAUAAAAACUUCCGACCAGAUGACCCAGCUAGGAAGACUAAAGCUAUGAUGCAGAUGUGUCAGCAGUUUGGAGUUGACUUUGAGAAGAAUAUUGAAGGUUCUGGCACAGAAAUCAACACCAUGGAACUCACUGGUGGAGCCAAGAUCAACCGCGUAUUUCAUGAACGUUUUCCAUUUGAGCUGGUCAAGAAAGAGUUUGAUGAAAAGCAGUUACGCCGUGAAAUAAGCUAUGCUAUCAAAAAUAUCCAUGGUAUCAGAACUGGUCUGUUCACCCCAGAUUUGGCCUUUGAGACCAUAGUGAAGACACAGAUAGAGAAGCUGAAGGAGCCAUCCAUCAAGUGUAUUGACAUGGUGGUGGCAGAGCUGACAAGUGUGGUGCACUGGUGUGCUAGCAAGAUGGCCAGAUACCCAGCACUGCAGGAGGAGACAGAAAGAAUUGUCAACUCCAGGAUUCGAGAGUAUGAACAGAAAGCCAAGGAACAGGUGACACUGCUGGUGGAUGUACAGCUGUCUUAUAUGAACACUAAUCAUGAAGAUUUUAUAGGAUUUGCCAAUGCACAACAGAAAUCGGAGAAUACAACCAAAAGAAAAAUAGGAAAUCAGGUGAUUCGCAAGGGCUGGUUAACCUUGCACAAUAUCAGCUUUAUGAAGGGUGGCUCUAAAGACUUCUGGUUUGUCCUGACAGCAGAGACCAUCUCAUGGUUCAAAGAUGAAGAGGAAAAAGAAAAGAAGUUUAUGCUGCCUUUGGAGAAUCUGAAAAUCCGCGACCUUGAAGCUGGCUUCAUGUCAAAGAAACAGAUGUUUGCAAUAUUCAGCACAGAAUCCAGGAAUGUUUACAAAGAUUACAAGCAGUUGGAGUUAUCCUGUGAGAGUGUAGAAGAAUUAGACAGUUGGAAAGCAUCCUUCCUCAGGGCUGGGGUCUAUCCUGAGAGAGUAUCAGAUGCCACAGACAAAAAAGAUGAUUUUAGUUCUACGGACCCACAGCUAGAGAGACAGGUUGAAACUAUCCGUAACCUUGUUGAUUCCUACAUGAAGAUUGUCAAUAAAACCACGCGGGACAUGGUACCCAAGACCAUCAUGCAUAUGAUUAUUAACCAGAUCAAGGAUUUUAUUGGUGGAGAGUUGCUGGCUCAUCUCUACUCCAGUGUCAACCAGCAACAACUAAUGGAAGAAUCAGCUGAGGAAGCCCAAAAACGCGAGGAAAUGCUGAAGAUGUAUCAUGCUCUACGAGAAGCUUUGAACAUCAUGUCUGAAGUGUCAAUGAAGACAGUGCAGACACCAACACCACCUCCUGUCAAUGAUGACUGGCUAAAGACGGAGGAUGCACCUCCGGCAAGACCUCAGCCAGGGCUUAAACCUGCGCCGUCACCCAUGAAUGGAAGACCUCCGUCUCCAAACAUGAACCGGCCAGGACGACCAGCGCCAGCCCGUGGUGCCGCCCCAGCACCACCAAGCCGGCCGGCGCCAAUGGUACCCAAUAGGCCAGCCCCCAGUCUGCCAUCACGCCCAGCGCCAGGACAGAUGCAGCAGCCUCUCAUUCCAUCGUUACCUCCUCCUCUUAUACCAGAACCUGCAUCCCCAAUGAUGGAUCGUCCCGGCAGUUUCCCAGGUGUACCACCCAGAAUUCCUGAUCGCCCAUCAGUACCUGCCAGACCACAGUAACUAUGGUAACCAUAUCCACGACAACAGUUACCAUUGGAAACCAAGAGGAGUCCAUAUAUAUCCAUCAUCAAAAAUUAGUCACAUAUAAAAGAUUAAAAGACUUGAGCCACUGUACUGUGUAGAGAAGUUACUUGUGAUAGCAGGAUGACAAAAUUAACGAAAGAAAUGCUAAUAUUUAAGCUGCAGAGAAGGCAAGUACCAGGAAUCGGCACACCAGUGUGUGGAGAGAAAGGAUGCCAAGAAGUACCAAGUAUAUAUACCUUCAGACAGGGAAGUCGAGUCCAUGCAUUCCAAAGAUUUUCACAGAAACAUGUGCAUGGACAGGAGGCCUCUUUCUGUACAAAUAAAUCUUUAAUAUCAGUGGAGUAUAACUGUGGAGUGUAACCUACAAACAACUGGUUCUGCUGUAUUUAUUACUAUUAUUGGUAUUCAAGAGUGGGAUAAGGGUUAUAAACUAUGUGAAGGAAAUCGUGUUUUAGCUCAAUAGAAAUGUGCUUAUACUGAUAAUUUCUGAAUGUGAAAUAGAAAUUUGGUUGGUAUUUAAUUUACAUUUCGAUGGUUACUGCACUGUUUUAUAGCACCAGACACAUCAUGUUGUGCUCCUGAGCCCUGGAAAUGAUGUGUGCCCUUUUCAGAUCCUCAUACGUAUGUAGAGAUAUUACAAGACGUUGUGUGGAGAUCUUUCAGGAAGCUGUCAGACAUACGGUGUCCAACUCUGGGUAGACAUUACCCCUGGAUGUCAUAUAGCUCUCUCAGGAAUGCAUGCAUGCAGCUACAGUGAUGAUGUCGUACCACACCCGGAAUAUUUGGUCAUAAUGUGCAAGUGAUGAAUUAAGUUUCAUUCAAUCUUUUGUUACAAGGUUUAUGAAAUAUUUGGCAAUCCUGCAGAAAUUUAAUGUGGGGCAUAGAAAGUAAAACUUUUCCUUGUCAUCUUUGGGAAUUUGGUGUUUAGAAAUUUUAUGAUUUGUUUCAUGUCAGUGCUGUAGAUUGGAGUUUGGAGAUUUUUUAUAAAGGUGAAAAAAGAAAACAUGCUGAUAAUGAUUGAAUAUAAGACAUUCUGCUGCUAAGCAACAGUCCUUAUUCCCCUGAUAAAAACUUUCCCUUUCAAAAAACAUUUCUGUUUCUUAAUUCUUCUUUCUUUAAAAAUAAAUAGAUCAAAUACUAAAAAUUUUCAAGAGAUCUUAAUGUUUAUGUUGUCUAAAGACUGGUAUGUAAAUAUGUGUUCCUGUGCUCUCUGUUUUGAAGCCUCACUGUGGUAGGCAGAUGUGGAGCAUUAGAAAUAAUGAAUGUCAACAUGUUAUAAUGGUACGCAGAUCAUGUGCCAAUAUAUAUAUUAUAUAUACUUGUACAUAUGAAUGUCAGAAAAAUAAGUGAUUAUUUAUAGGAGAAUAGGGUGGUAUAAUUUUUGCUUCGGUUAUGUAGUGAUGUUUGUGGACAAUAAAUGUUACCGUGUCAUUUACAAAUAUUGCCGACCUAAAUGAUGCAUGGAGAUUAUACACUGCUUGCUGAAAUCAGUCAUGUGCAAAGAAUAUUAUUUUAUUUCUGUCGCUCAAGAAAAGGUAGCUUCUUUAAAUUUUAGUUUUAUUCAAGCUAUUUGUCCAUUUUCAGUCUGAAAAUAAAAAUAAGAGAUCAAUGAUAAGAGAUAGUAAUAGGUUAAAGAUCAAUGAGACAAAAAAAAAACUCAUAUUUAUAGGAAAUUUUGUUUGAAAAGUAUAUUUUAAGUCAUAUAAAUGUUCCAAUAAGUUCAGCGGCUUGAAAGCACCAUGAUAGUAAAACUAGUGUAGAAAAAUAACAUCUUAGCUGUGGCAAAAUAAAGUGGAAGUAUGUGAUCCUAUGAAACUAAAUUAUUCAGAAUUUGAUAGAAAUGAAGUUUUUGUGGAAUUUUAGGAGACACAUUGAAGUUGCCCGUUUUGAAGGUGUCUUGUGUUUUGCCUCGUCACAUUGUUGAAAUGAAAUUUAUAAAAUAGCGAUUUUGUAUAGGAGACGAGUAGAACUUGGUAACAAAUAAUGUAUAGGAGACGAGUAGAACUUGGUAACAAAUAAUGAUGCAGAUCUUAGACUUCUGUAGAAUUAUGUGAAUAAAAAUAUUAACUUUAAGAACCA
This is a messenger RNA of Lingula anatina, 4802 nucleotides long. RefSeq names its product dynamin-1. Gene Ontology annotation, biological process: synaptic vesicle budding from presynaptic endocytic zone membrane; receptor internalization. Gene Ontology annotation, molecular function: microtubule binding; GTPase activity; GTP binding. Gene Ontology annotation, cellular component: microtubule; plasma membrane; cytoplasm. The record is from RefSeq and is a predicted model, not a curated record. Lineage: Eukaryota; Metazoa; Brachiopoda; Lingulata; Lingulida; Lingulidae.